Molecule: messenger RNA, 5512 nt
Organism: Anguilla rostrata (American eel)
Lineage: Eukaryota; Metazoa; Chordata; Actinopteri; Anguilliformes; Anguillidae
Exons: 11
Coding region: 272-3355 (1027 amino acids)
Biological process (GO): cell-cell signaling
Cellular component (GO): connexin complex
Molecular function (GO): gap junction channel activity
Source: RefSeq, a predicted model, not a curated record
CACGUGAUGUGAUUGACCGGUGAAGACGGUUGCAAAAAGGACACAGUUUGGGUGGUUGGGGUUAAAAUGCCGGGAAAUUUGGAAAUAAAUCGUAAAAGUGAAUCCAUAUGGAUUAGCUGACUUUAUCGUGAUUACCUAGCUUUAAAGAAAGCAAAUAGUUAUUUCUUGGUGUUUUAUUCACUAUCUUGGACAAUUUAAGAACUUAAUUGAGCUAGACCGCUAGCGAGCUAAACUAUAGCCACUUUGCAUUCUUCAUCUCCCGAGUGUAAAAAUGGUAGUAGAGCACCAGUUUCAAGGUAGCUUCAGCGUCACCAAAAGAGUUCUUAUUUACAAACUCAUAAUCUUGGAACAAAUCAGAAACACGCUGGAGAAAGAACUUCGAACUUUUACUGAAAAGGUAAACGAGGCGGUACAAGACUUUCUGAACAUGACCGAUGCAAGAGCGACACAGGACUGCGCCGAACUUAUAACGACUUUAAAUUUAAAAUGCAACAUAAUUCAACAGCUUGCAACAUUUUUCCAGGAGCUUAAAUUGGGUAUAGAGCCUCCGUGUGGUUUAAAAGUACCUACAGUAACAGAAACUCUCUGUCCACGUGUUUUAAGUAUGCCGAUGUCAUAUUGCACGUCUGGGAGCAGAGAGAUCAGGGUCUCUGACGUGCUUCGCUUCGGACCCAUGUUGCAGAACGCUCUGAUGGCGACCUCUAUAACGAAUGCAGUGCAGACAUUUGGAGCUAUGCUAUCUCUCCACCAUAUACAGAUGGCCCUGGCCACUCAGUCAGAGGUGGUCCUACGCUCUGCUUCCUCAAGUUGUGCGCUUAACAUUGAGGUGUGCGAUUCACUGUCUGGAGACAAGAGAGAAAGCAUACCAGUGGCAAGCGAGAGAGGGAGGGUGUAUCCACUUCAGGGACCAAGACACCACCCUGGCCUGAAGAAUGUUUUUGAGGAUCCACAGGAAUUCCCUAUACAGAAGGUGCAUUCUGUGGUUCAGCACAUAUCUCCACAAUUCACGGAGUGGGAGCAGGGGAACUGUCUCAGGGUUCAGCAUCAGAAGCAAACCGCGUCUCAGCUAAUACGCUUCAUAAGGAACAGCGGCGACAAUGACGUGCAGGUCACGUUCUUCAAAGGGAAACCCUCGGCAACGCCACGGCAGCAUGAGGUCACGGAUAAAAAGGCGGCAGACAAGGAGAGCAAAGUCCCAGUUAGUUUAGAGAAACGGCAGUUUUCCAGCCUGGUUCCUGUGUUCAAACCGAAGGGAAACGUUAGCGCUGGCUGUUUAAUCUACAGCUGUGUUGUGGCCACUAAACGCGAGUUGUGGGACGUCGCCGAUAUUUUCACCGAAGGUGCCUGUGACGUCUCUGAAAAGCCUCUGGGGCAGGAGCCAGAGUCGCCCGUCGACAGCUGCGGCGAGUCGUACUUCGAAGUCCUGGGAGUGUCGCGGCAGGGACCGUCGUCCGCGGGUCAAAGCCAAUUGUCUGCAGCUGUGAAGCCCGAUGUCGGCAGCGGUCCUCCUAUCGCGGGGCCAGCUCCCGUGAGCAGAGUCGACGCUGCUGUCAGAAUCCCCGAAUUUAAAAUCCGCAAGUUUGAAGAGAUGGAAGUGACCGUCUCCCACGUGGUCAGCCCCAGCGACUUCUUCAUCCAGCACGUCAGCUCUGAGCUCCAGCGGCUGCCUCAGAUGAUGGACAGUAGUCUUAAAUCCCGCAGCUCUCUCGCGCAGAUGAACUGCGUUCCAGACAUAGGUGCCUGCGUCGCAGCCUGGUUCUCCGAGCACAAGCUGUGGUGCCGCGCCCAGGUGCUCAGAAUCUGCGGCAUGCAAGCAGAUACCAGCCAGACUGUGAGUGACGGGGAGGGGACGGGGGCAGACGGGAGGCACAUUGAACUGGAGGUGCGAAGGAUCGAUUUUGGGGACACUGCCCGCCUGCCCCUGUACCGCCUCAGAGAGCUGGACGCACAGACGGCCGGCGUGCCGCAGCAGGCCCUGCAGGUGGCGCUAGCGAACGUGUCUCCAGUGAACGGGCAGGACUGGACCCCAGACGCGGUGGACUGGUUUAAGGACAAAGUGAAGGGGAGGACCCUGUACGCCCGUCUGUACCCCCAGGGGAAAGACGUCAGGAUAGAGCUCUUCAUGGAGAAGGGCAAGAUUGGGGCGAUGAGGAGGGGCUCCUCGCUGUCUUUGCGACUGGCCCAAAAUGGCCACGCCCACCAUGAUAACCUGAAACGCUGGAAAGGCAGUGUCCUACAGAAGACCAGAGGGAAGGCUUCACAGUGGGAGAAACACCUCAUUUCAUGUUAUUCUCAACAUCCCACAGCUGGAACGCUGCCCCCGGCCCCACGUUGUUUCAGCACCAGCGUCUGUCAGUGCCAGGGCAAUGAGGGUGGGGUCUAUGACACGCUGGUCAUGUGGCUCGGAUACACUUCUGCCAUUGGCUUCAGAACAGGUAGUCAGGUGACCACCCGCAUGGGAAUUGUUACACACACACACACACUUAUUUUUUUCUGUUCCUGCGUUUCAGACCUGGAAGCGAAAAUGAACUGGGCGUCCUUUUAUGCCGUGAUCAGCGGCGUAAACAGGCACUCCACAGGCAUCGGCCGCAUCUGGCUGUCCGUCCUCUUCAUCUUCCGCAUCCUGGUGCUGGUGGUGGCGGCCGAGAGCGUGUGGGGCGACGAGAAGACGGGCUUCACCUGCAACACCCAGCAGCCCGGCUGCAACAGCGUCUGCUACGACCAGUUCUUCCCCAUCUCGCACAUCCGCCUGUGGGCCCUGCAGCUCAUCCUGGUCUCCACCCCGGCCCUGCUGGUGGCCAUGCACGUGGCCCACCGUCGCCACGUCGACAAGAAGCUCCUCAAGCUGUCGGGCCGCGGCGCCAGCGCCAAGGACGUGGAGGAGAUCAAGAGCCAGAAGUUCAAGAUCAUCGGCGCCCUCUGGUGGACGUACACCGUCAGCAUCGUUUUCCGCAUCGCCUUCGAGGCCGCCUUCAUGUACAUUUUCUACCUCAUCUACCCUGGCUACAAGAUGCUGCGGCUGGUCAAGUGCGACUCGUACCCGUGCCCGAACACGGUGGACUGCUUCGUCUCCCGGCCCACGGAGAAGACCAUCUUCACCAUCUUCAUGCUGGCGGCGUCGGGCGUGUGCGUCCUGCUGAACGUGGCCGAGCUGGCCUACCUGGUGGGCCGGGCCUGCGUCCGAAACCUCCGGCGCACAGAGGCCCCGCCCAAGGGCGUGUGGCUGUCCCAGAAGCUCUCCUCCUACAGGCAGAAUGAGAUAAACCAGCUGAUCGCCGAGCACUCCCUCAGGGCCAAGCUCAGCGGAACCCGCCGGAACCCCGUGGACAAGGAGGAGAAGUGCGCGGCGAGUUAGACCGCGUGGUCAGAGCCAGAGCCCGUUCUGGGCUGGCGAGCUUGAACCCCGGGGAUCGAACCAUCUCCCAUGCCUCUCGUAUAGCACUACCCUGCAGUAACAGCCGUCCGUCCGUUUUUACUGACGGCACCGUGGUGGAAAACAGCCUUGUUCCUUCUACCUGGAAUAUCUGUUUGAAAAACUGUGAGGAAGUCGAGUUCAGAGUGAGGAGGCUUUUCUUGCUUCACAGCAAUUCAUGGCCAUUCACAAAAUGUUUAUUGAGGAAUAUUUCAUGACUUACAAAGCACAGAAACUGUAAAAAAAAACAAUCUUUUUAAAGACGGUAUUCUUAAAUGCGCUGUAGAGUAACUAUCACUAGUGUCACAGGGGAUCACAGUUCUAGAAAAUGGCUCAUCAUUUAUGAGCGUGCUUUAAAGCUGCCUCUGUAGUCCAUCAACUGAAAAACAUUCCAAGAUUUUAACUAAAUGUUCUUUAGUGAUCUGUCUCAACAUUAGCGGCAAAACUCAUUUUCUCAUUUUCCUGGGAGCGAGUCUAUAUAAAUGCGACUAAUUUUCCUCCAACUCCACUCUGUGAGCUUGGCUUUACUGUGCAACGUGAAAAUAAACAGCUGGUGACACCACAUGUUUUGGAGGAGAACCACAGAUGUCUACACUCUCUAAGAAUCAGCAGUGGGAUUUGCACUUGAACGAGACGGUUGCCGGUAAUUGGACUUCCUAAACUGGGGUGGUAUUGGAUGUGUUCAGCCGCACCCCGGGUGGUAAAUUUAUAGGAGAAAAAACAGCAGAAUAAAACCUUCAAAGCUUGAAUUCUUUGCAGGAAAUAUUUAAUAGAAACUACACAUAUGCAGUCCAUUUCCUAUGUAGGAAUUACAGAGCAAAAUAAUCAGUGCAACAAAAACAGGAAAUCAAACAGGAAUUAACUAUAAUAGUAAGAAAGCAAAUCAGGUUGAAGAGAUGUCAUUUGUAUGAGGGGAGCUUAUUGUACAUUGAGCAUAACCACUUUCUCUCUACACUGAUGUUGACAAACUGGCUGUGAAUUCAAAGCUGCUUCUCAGAAUCUAAAAGAUUGUUUCAGUAAUCUAUGAUCUCCAAAGUGUUCCAGUUUUUUUAAACUAAAAUGACACUCAACAGAUUUCAGAGCCAAGAGACUCUAUAUGUAUUAUGUCACUCCUUUCAUUGACUAUGUGCAGUGUUUGAAUGCUUUCUCCUCUUCUGAAGUGAUGUCAGAAUAAUAUUUUGCCAAAUUCUGAGGCUUUUGUUUUUUCUUUGUGAUAUUGCAGUUAAAACACAUUUAUGAAAUCUUGUGUGUGUUUUUCGGUUCAGGUCACAAAGAAUAAUUUGACCCAUUUUGCAAAGCAUGGCCAAAAUAAGACAUUUGUCAUACCUGUCUCACAUUGUUGUAUAUUCAGGUCCUUGAGGGCCCCAGUGUCUGCAGGUAUGUGUGGUUUCCAUUCAAUCAGCUGCUAAUUAGGGCCAUAAGAAGAAGGUGUGUGGAUUCUUUAGCCAAUCAACAAGUUACAAUUACAAAUUACUGGUGCUGAAGCACAGACCAGCAGACAAUGCAGCCCUCCAGGACUGGAUUCUGAUACCUGUGGUGGAGAACUAUGACGACUUUCAAUUUAGCACAUUAUCAAUAUAUUGAUUAGUUUGUGUGUGUGUGUGUUGUCAACUCUGAUUUGUCAUCACUGAUUAACCUGUGUUUGCCUGUUUAACUGCAUACUGUUUUAACUACACUUAAAGAAAAUAGCAGUGUAAAUAGGAUGUAAUGAAUUGGAAUAUGUGGCAAUGUUAGAAUGGACGUGUUAGAAUGUUAGAAUAGUAUAGGAGUGCUUCCAUUAUUUAAUGCUCAACUGACUUUGAUGAACUAUUGACUGUGUACUUGAAAAUAAAUAAUGUGUACUAUUUAAAAGGCAUAUUACAUAUUUAUCACAGUGUAUUUCAAAAUUAUACAGGUUUUGGCUCAGAAAUGGAAGUCAGAAAUGUAAAUACCAAAAAACCUUUCAAAAUAUUUUGUUAAAAAAAUUAUUUUCUGUACGACACUAAUGUCCUACUGAGUCAUUUUAUUUUAAAAAUCAAUAGAAGUACCUUAUUUACAGGGUACAACCUGUGAUGACUUGUUUGUUAUUAACAAUUACAAUUAAAAUGUAAUUUAAAUUCA